UCAUAAUAUAUCAUGGACAGGAAAGCACAUGUGAUGAUCAUACCAUACCCUUCACAAGGGCAUGUUGGUCCUCUCAUGAAGUUAGCAUAUAAUCUAGCUGAUGAAGGAUUCAAGGUUACAUUUGUUAAUACAGAGUCUAUCCAUACCAAAAUCAUGUCUGCAAUUCCUCAGGAAUUUGAGGAACAUAGCCUAAUAAGUUUAGUUUCAGUUCCUGAAGGAUUGGAGUUUAACAGGCAUGGAAAAGAUAGAUUUGAAGAAGUAGCAGAGAGGUUUGAUCAUCUGAAAAAUUUGAUCGAAAAAAUUAAUCGGUUAGAAAAUGAUGAACCAAUAACUCAUGUAAUUGCUGAUAUAUCAGUUGGGUGGGCACUGCAAGUAUCCAAGAAAAUGGGCAUCAAAAGUACUGCAUUUGUACCUUAUGGAUCAGCAAACUUUGCUCUGGUACUGCAGUUUCCGAAGCUUAUUGAGGCUGGAAUCAUGGAUGUUAAUGGAAUUCCACUGAAAGAUGAGUUCAUCUCUCUGUCAAAAGAAAUUCCUGCUUGGAACACAAAUGAGCUCGUCUGGAGCUUCCACGGCGAUCAAGAAUUGCAGAAACUCAUAUUUAGACAUUUCAUUCGUGAAACUGUAGAAUAUGUCAAGAUUUCUGACUUUCUUCUUGUGAAUUCAGCUUGUGAACUUGAGCAAUCAGCCUGUGACUUGAUUCCUAAUGCCAUACCCAUUGGUCCAUUACAUGCAAGUAACCAUUUUGCUGGAAAUUUGUGGCCCGAGGACUCGACCUGCUUAACCUGGCUUGACCGGCAACCUAAUGGCUCAGUCAUCUAUCUAGCAUUUGGCAGCACAGUAGUCUACAACAAGCAACAAUUCAAUGAAUUAGCAUUUGGCCUGGAAAUUACAGGCCAGCCAUUUUUGUGGGUUGUUAGAUCAGAUUUUACUGAAGCAGAAUUUCCUGAUGGUUUCCUGGAAAGAACAGCAAAUUCUGGGAAAAUUGUGAAAUGGGCUCCACAGGAGAAAGUGUUAGCCCACACUUCAAUUUCAUGUUUUGUUUCUCACUGUGGAUGGAAUUCAACUAUGGAAGGUUUAAGCAUGGGGGUGCCCUUUUUAUGUUGGCCUUAUUGUGCAGAUCAAUUCCAUAAUAAGGACACCAUAUGCAAAAAUUGGAAAGUUGGUGUUGGAUUAGUUCCUGAUGAAAAUGGGAUUGUGACGAGAGAUGAAAUUAAAGGAAAGAUAGAGCAAUUGGUUUCUGAUAAGGACAUAAAAGUAAAUUCACUAAAAUUGAAGAAAAUGGCUAGAAAGAGCAUCAGUGAGGGUGGAUCUUCUUUCAAGAAUUUCUUAAGCUUUGUUGAACAAAUAAAGAAAUUUUGAAAUUUCUAUUGUAAAAUAAUUUGAGUUAUUGGAAAAGUAUUAUUGAAACAUGAAAUGGAUGAAUAUAAUU
Messenger RNA from Jatropha curcas, 1429 nucleotides. RefSeq names its product UDP-glycosyltransferase 83A1. The record is from RefSeq and is a predicted model, not a curated record. Gene Ontology annotation, molecular function: quercetin 7-O-glucosyltransferase activity; quercetin 3-O-glucosyltransferase activity. NCBI's taxonomy places the organism in Eukaryota, Viridiplantae, Streptophyta, Magnoliopsida, Malpighiales, Euphorbiaceae.